CUGCUUUUUGGUCUUGCUGUUUGCUGUAGGUCUUAUCAUCUUACCCAGUGGUGCCUGGGAGCACUUUGAUAACAGCAGUGACCACGUGCAUGAACUGGCUGAUGGCCAGUUGCCAGGGCAUCACUGCUGUUCCUGUGCUGCUGUGCUGGACAGCCUGGAGCUCCAGUGUCAAUUUGAGUAGAAAGGACUUGAAUUGUGGGUAAAUCCAUGUGGGAGCAGGACAUCCCAAAGUGUCUGUGGCUGUGGGUAAAUCCAUGUCAGAGCAGAACCAUCUGUUGCUGCAGAUACGUCCACACCACAGCAGGUAUACCCCUGAAGGGACUGCAGCCCAAGAGUAAGUCCACAUGGGAGAAAGUACACCUUGAAGUAUCUGUGGCCAUGGAUAAGUCCACAACACAGCAGGUACACACCCCUGAAGGGACUGUGGCCCAUGAGUAGGUCCACACUGGAUCAAAUCCACCCCUAAGGGACUGGGGUCUGUUGGUAAGCUCAUGCUGGAGCAGAGGCAAGGAAAGUACACUGUGGUGUCCAAAGAGAUCAGAAGCAGAGAUUGUGAUGGAUAUAACUUUAAAUUGUUGUAAUCUAUGAUUCCAGUUACAUAUUAUGGGAUUAUUAUAGCAGGAACCACUACCAGUGGAGGACCAGUCUUACAAGAGGCAGUGCAAGUGCAGCAGUGACCCAGCCUGAGCUGGCCAAGUAACUCCACACAACACACCACCUCUCCUGUCCUGAGCGACCACUGUAACAGACAGAACUCAAGUCAUGGACUAAUGAACUCAUGAGACAUUUCACAGACAUUUACAGGGGUGGGACAUCAGCUAAUGAUACCUGUGUAUAUAUAUCAAAGGAUGGAAAGGGGGAAAGGGGCUACUGAGGAUCUAUUGGAUAGUGUGGGGCCUGAGCAUGAUGUAAAUGGUAUGGAAUAAGGAGUGAAGAAUGCACUUGUUUUGGCUGGGAUAGAGUUCAUUUUCUUCAUAGUAGCUAGUACGGUGCUUUGGUUUGGGUUUAUGAUGAAAACACUGAUGAUAAAACACUAAUGAUUGUGCUUCCUGGUGUGGUACAGGCAAUGCCUGCAGCAUGACAGAGGAGGAAGGAUGAGCACUCUCACUGUUGGCUAGGCAAGAACUUCUGAAAUGGAAUGGAUGGGGUUAUAAUGACUCCAAAUUCAUCUUCAACAAGAAGGGUCAAGCAGAAUUCACAGGAAAAAGGUACAGAUUAGGUGGUAUGGUAUUACCAACUUUUAAGGAAUGGAUGGAAAAAACCUUUGGAGCCAGUCUGGAUCACAAAACUACCUCUAGAGCAACCUUAAAUGUUAAUGAUGUACCUCCAUCCAUUGUAAAAGAAGAAUUUCUUCAGGAUCUUAGAGCCACUAAAAUCUCAUACUCACAGGAUGCAGAAGAUAGGGUAUUCAGAGCUCAUGGUCACUGCCUACAUGAGAUAUUUAUACUCAGGGAAGGAAUGUUUAAGCGAGUUCCUGAUAUAGUUGUAUGGCCUGUUUGCCAUGAAGAUGUAGUUAAAAUUGUGGAAUUAGCCUGCAAACACAAUCUCUGCAUAAUACCAUUUGGCGGAGGGACGAGUGUAUCUAGUGCCCUUGAAUGUCCUGAAGAAGAAAAAAGAACAAUUGUCUCGCUGGAUACAUCACAAAUGAAUCGGAUUCUCUGGAUAGAUGAGAAAAACUUAACAGCUUGUGUGGAAGCUGGCAUUGUUGGUCAAGAUCUGGAAAACCAGCUUGCUGAAAGUGGCUUCUGUACAGGCCAUGAACCAGACUCCAUGGAGUUCAGCUCACUAGGAGGAUGGGUAGCAACACGAGCAUCAGGCAUGAAAAAAACCAUCUAUGGAAACAUUGAAGAUAUGGUGAUUCACAUAAAAAUGGUAACUCCCAGAGGAAUAGUAGAGAAAAACUGCCAAGUACCUCGCAUGUCAACAGGACCUGAUAUCCAUCACUUCAUUAUGGGAUCUGAAGGGACUCUUGGAGUGGUUACUGAAGUUACGAUAAAGAUUCGCCCAGUCCCUGAAUACCAGAAGUAUGGCUCUGUGGUCUUCCCUAACUUUGAACGAGGGGUGGCCUGCUUAAGGGAAGUGGCAAAGCAGAGAUGUGCUCCUGCAUCAAUUCGCCUUGUUGACAAUGCACAAUUUCAGUUUGGUCAUGCUCUUAAACCACAAGUUGCUUCCAUUUUUACAUCAUUUUUGGAUGGACUGAAAAAAUUCUACAUCACAAAGUUUAAAGGAUUUGAUCCCAACAUACUGUGUGUAGCUACCUUACUCUUUGAAGGUGACAGAGAGAAAGUUCUUCAGCAUGAAAAGCAAGUCUAUGAUAUUGCCACCAAGUUUGGUGGCUUGGCAGCAGGAGAAGAUAAUGGACAGAGAGGAUAUAUGCUGACAUUUGUCAUCGCUUACCUUCGGGACCUUGGCCUGGAUUACUAUGUAAUAGGAGAAUCAUUUGAGACAUCUGUUCCUUGGGACAGGGUUUUGGACCUUUGUAGGAAUGUAAAAGAAAGGAUAGUAAGAGAAUGCAAAGAAAAGGGCGUUCAGUUUGCUCCUCUUUCCACCUGCAGGGUGACACAGACUUACGAUGCAGGUGCAUGUGUCUACUUCUACUUUGCCUUUAACUACAGAGGAAUUAGUGAUCCUAUUCAUGUCUAUGAACAAAUUGAGAGGGCUGCUAGAGAAGAAAUACUUGCCAAUGGGGGUAGUCUGUCACAUCACCAUGGAGUAGGCAAAUUGCGGAAGCGCUGGAUGAAGGAGAGCAUCUCUGAUGUUGGCCUGGGAAUGCUGAGAUCUGUUAAAGAAUAUGUGGACCCCAAUAACAUCUUUGGAAACAAAAAUCUUUUAUAAAGCCCUGCACAACAUGAUGUACUAAAACUUCUUCGAAAUUACUGUUGAAAAUCCUCCACUUUCAUUGUACUGAUAUCCCAGUAAUCAAAUAUAACAUAGACUAAACUUUAAAAACUAGUGACUUUGAUAUUUUAUUUUUUUUUUUGCUACCUUAUUCCCCUCCCCCCAAUAAAGUGUAAUCAUCACUGUUAAUGUUUACGGAUUUUUACUUACCGUGCUCUUACACUUUGUGCCCAGUGGGUUGUUUAAGAGUUAUUACCAAGCAGGAAAUGCAAACUUGGUUUUCCAAGUUUGGUUAGGCAACACAGUUGACAGUAGUUUCAAUGCUGGAUACUGCCAGAUGUUUCUUACUAAAGCCUCCCCUGCAAGGAGAACAAAGACUAACAACAGUAUUUUCUACAAAAGCAGCUGCUCAGCCCAGCCUCUUGCUAAAGGAAAGCUGCUAAAGAGACAGAUGAGAAAACACCAAGGAGUACUUCACUGUACUGGAGGAUUAAAUGUGUGACAGGCUUGUAACCACCCAACACUUUAAGUACAAAUGUAGGCUUUGAUAAAAAAAAGACUAUGUAAGUCAAAAUAUGUCUAAAAACUCAGUCUCUCACUGUAGUCCUAUUGGGAAAUCUUACACAAUUGAGCUGUUCUGAGUUGUAUUUGCAUUGCUGGGAUAAUCUUAAAUUAAUUGUAGGUCAGUCACUAAGUUUUGUACAAUGGACGUUUCUCACUGUAUGUUGAAAACAGGUCUGUAACAAAACUUUGUGUUCAUCUGUACUUCAGUCCUAGUGUGUAUGGGGUUUGCUCCUGUUUAUUUUGCAGAAAUGCAAAAUAAUCUUUUUCAGUUAAAAAUAAUGUUUUGGCUAUUCAAAUGAAACUGCCCAGCACUGUCUUUUGAAACAGUCUUAAGAGUUUAAUAAAACAUUUAAGUGGACAAUAUACUGUCACCCUGGAAGUGAGAUUUCCCUUUUUAGUUUUGUACACUUUCGUAUGGCCUUUAUGAAUCGUUCACUUCACAAGUAGCCACAAUUUUAAUUGUCCAUUAAACUUUAAGAAAACGAAAAUUUUUUGAGCAGUAUUGUGUAAGAGUACGCAUUUUUACACUGAAACUUGAAUGUUAAUCAGUAAAACUAAAAGUAUUUAUCAAUACUCAUGAUCCAUUUUUAAGGUGGGUUCUUUUCUUAAAUUAUCCAACUUUUUGAUAAUUAAUGUAUAUGACUGCAGAGGAUGGAAAAAAUACAGACUACCCUCUCUGUAGGCAACUGCUUCACAGGUAUAGUGUCAGUUUGGACACCUUUUGUAUUGGUAGUGCCCUUAAUGAGGAGAAGAAAUGAAAUUGCAUUUUGUUUUUAAACUCUUUUAGAAUACUGUCUAAUUAGUUUUGGUAAUAUACUAAAAAGAGUAUAAAAUGCUUGAAAAAUACUGCAUAUCAGACAACUUUGCACUUGUUUAAAACCAAUUUCAAUGCUACAAUUUAAAUUAUCAAAAAAUGUGAACACUCAAAACCACUUUAAAAUGGAUGCUCUCAAGGUACAUAAGGGAAAAGUUUAUGAUCCAGAAGUCACGAAACAGAAUAUUAAUGUUAUAUUUGCAGUGCAGCUGGAUUUAUUUCCAAUGGGUUUUGCUUCACAACAUUUCAACAUAAAAAUCUAUUAUUUUCUAUUUUUGCUUCUGGCCCCCAGAGUUCAUAUUUUGGCAGCAACGAGAACAAUACAGGAGUAGUCUGGUUUAGGAAGCUGAGUCUUUGCACUGUGGUUAAGUGUUCCUUACGUACACAACGGUGUCUCAGCAAAGUUUAUGCAAGGGACUUCUUUAUUUUGCAUGCUGCAUUAUGGUGACUACAUGGCCACAGCUGGUGUCUUGCUGAUGACUUGUAUUGCUCUGACACAAGAGACCUUUCUAGCAGUUGGUAAAUAUAAAAGGUAUUUAUGUGCCUCAGUGAAAGUAUAUGUCUAUGAUGAAGAAUCAAUUUUGACAGAAAGUGUGUGAAGCCUUUUUGCAGAAUGACAGCACAAACAGAACUAAACCAAGUAGUCGCAGCUCAGUAAUACCAGUCUCUUAUGAUUUUGACAUAAGUACAACACAACUCAAUUUUCUAACUAUGGUUUCCUUACUCCUUUUCUGUAUGUAAAGAUACAUGGGCAAAACCGCUUAUACUCUCUAUUUCUAAUCUUUAAGUAGCUACUGGCUUCUGGAGUGAUUUAAAAUGCAGUAAAGAUUUUUACUGCAUGUCAGUUGUCCUAUGGGAAGGUGAAAUAUCAGGCUGUAAGGGUCCCAAAGCAAUGUCACUGGAUAGCUCUGAGGAAAAGAUUAACUACAACUGUAAUGGCUAUUUUCUUUUUUUUUUUUUUCUAAUGGCCACUCUACUGUUGUCUUGCUGAAUAUUUUUCUAUCUUACACACCGGUCAGAGCUUGUUGAAAUGCAUGUAUUGUUGACUUGUCUUUAACUUCACAUUUAAAUUUAUAAUCAAAGUAGAGGAAAGCGUCAAGUUUAGGAGACCUGGAAACGCAUCAUUACUAGUCUUCCACUACUCUUCCUUGUGUAUUCUCUAUCUCUUUCUAAAGAUUUCACUUCCCUUAGCUGCAGCCUGUUCAGAGGUGGAGUUUGAUCCAUGCAGAUCAGAAGCGUAUCUUGGCAUAACACAUCACUUUUUCAUUCAUUCGACUGUUUUGGCUGUAUGUGAGUUGCAAGCAGUUUUAAUUAGUCUUCUCAUGACUUCCAAUUACUCAUUUACUCAUGAAUUCCAAUUCUGCUUUCUUUGAAGAGGGAAAGGUGCAGAGUGAGUAUGCUUUGACUGGGCAAUGUAUUUAAGUUGGAGAGACCUUUAUAAUUUUGAGGGGGAAGAAGAAAAUCUGUUAGAAAUUGGUCCAGGGUCUAAAUCUUACAGUCAAAGAAAAACAUGACUCUUCUUGCAUAACUUACAGUAUAUUUCUGAGUUAGAGAUGUCAUCUUUGCCUUACAGCUGUGAACAAAGGCCAGGCCAAAUAGUUCUUCCAUAGCAAUGUUAAUUAAGUGAAACAAAUUUCAAAGGCAGCGAUACAUUAGCACUGAAAUCCAGAAAACACAAUUUGCUUCUCAAUCCUGGAAAUGUUUGUUUACCAAGGUAACUUAACUUUCUGCAAA
Pezoporus flaviventris is the source of this 5950-nucleotide messenger RNA. RefSeq names its product alkylglycerone phosphate synthase (gene AGPS). The coding region runs from base 1225 to 2835 and encodes 536 amino acids. NCBI's taxonomy places the organism in Eukaryota, Metazoa, Chordata, Aves, Psittaciformes, Psittacidae. Gene Ontology annotation, molecular function: FAD binding; alkylglycerone-phosphate synthase activity. Gene Ontology annotation, biological process: lipid biosynthetic process. The transcript is spliced from 20 exons. The record is from RefSeq and is a predicted model, not a curated record.